Molecule: messenger RNA, 1366 nt
Organism: Syngnathoides biaculeatus (alligator pipefish)
Lineage: Eukaryota; Metazoa; Chordata; Actinopteri; Syngnathiformes; Syngnathidae
Product: ras-related protein ORAB-1-like
Exons: 6
Coding region: 520-1098 (192 amino acids)
Molecular function (GO): GTP binding; GTPase activity
Source: RefSeq, a predicted model, not a curated record
CACACACACAAACAAUCGACAAUGACGCUACGUUUGUCAAGAUGCGAGUCAAAUAAUGAACCUAGAACUUCUUGGGUGUGCAAGUUACGGUGUUCUAAUGUAUGGUGACGUUCUGUCUCCGAGUGGGAACUGGACUGCAUGUUGCUUUGCCACGUUUCACUAAAUGACGUAAUGAGGUGCAGGCUGAGGUUUCUGAUGCAGUCGCAACUUCCCGGCUAAUCGAUUGACACAACGGACGCUUCGUUUUCAACGUCUUGGUUUCGGUUCGCGCAUAACGCUUCCAUUAUAAUUAUUUCAGGAACAAAAGUUUAUGCAGCGUUCGUUAGUCUAUACUGUAUAGCUUGGUUGACGACUCUGAAGUGCUUCCUGGUUGGAUUUGCAGCCAUUUUGAAUUUUGCGCUAAGAAUCAACUAGCCGGCAGUGCUUCUGGUAGCUGUCUCAGCCACCCACCGCUCCCCUUUUCACACAUCCUAUUAAACCUUCCCACGAGACGGCAACACACUUUUCAACAAGUCCACAAUGAAUCCCGAAUAUGACUAUUUAUUCAAACUGCUCCUGAUUGGUGAUUCUGGUGUUGGAAAAUCUUGUCUCCUGCUCCGAUUUGCAGACGAUACGUACACAGAAAGCUACAUCAGCACAAUUGGUGUGGACUUCAAAAUACGGACCAUAGAACUCGAUGGAAAGACCAUUAAACUUCAGAUUUGGGAUACAGCAGGUCAAGAGCGGUUUCGUACAAUCACGUCCAGUUACUACCGAGGUGCUCAUGGUAUCAUUGUAGUAUAUGAUGUCACAGAUCAGGAAUCCUUCAACAAUGUUAAACAAUGGCUGCAGGAGAUUGACCGGUAUGCAAGUGAAAAUGUCAACAAGUUGUUGGUCGGCAACAAGUGUGACCUGACGACAAAGAAAGUGGUGGAUUACACAACAGCAAAGUUGAGGGCAUCCCCCGCCUCCUGCCCGAAGAUAGCUGGGAUUGGCUCCUGCGACCCUCAUGAGGAUAAGUGGCUCAGAAAAUGGAUGGAUGCAGGUGUGUGUAAAUCUUCCUCACUUAGGGACCUCACAGAGUGGAAGGUUGAGUAUUGCACAGUAUCUUCAGUAUAAGUUGAAAAGUUAGUAAUAGACCAGACCUGAGAUGUUUGACUGAGCCAUGACUCCUUGAAUUCGCCUCUCUCUUGGAGACGACUUGAGCCUGAAGAAGGUUAACACAGCAUCCCCACAGGGGGUGAGAGGAUUUUUUUUUUCUAUACACACACUACAGUAUGUCAGAUCUCAUGUCAGUUCUUUAGUCCUUAAAUUGUUUUGACUUAACAUGUAAUACUUAAAACUGAAAAUAAAUAAUGUAUCCACAGAUCCUGUGUAUCCUGUGAUU